UUAAAAAAUAAAUAUUGGAAAGAGUGGAAAAAGCAGAUAGUCUCAAAGGCAACAGAGCAAACUCAUUACUGUCCUCAAAUCAAUCAAUUACUAUAAUUUUCAGCGCAUAUUUUUUUGAACCCUUAAACCGCCUUUCUCUCCUCUUUUCACGACUUCCAAGACUCUGAAGAAUGAGCAGAAGCUACCACCAACAACAAGUUACGAAUCUUCGAUUCUCUAUUGGUCUAUUUCUUACUGAUUUUCUUCUUUUCUGAUGGCUAAGCGGGUUUAUCAAGCUUGGAAAGGAAGCAAUAUUUUUUUAUGCAGUGGGAGGCUGAUAUUUGGACCAGAUGCUAGGUCGCUUACAGUGUCUGUAUUGCUUAUACUUGUGCCUGCAGUUAUCUUUUGCACCUUUGUAGCAAGACAUCUUCUCCAUAAGUUCUCUACGUAUAAUGCUGGAUAUGCAAUUCUGGUGGUAGCUAUCAUCUUUACCAUCUAUGUAUUGGUACUUCUUUUAUUUACUUCAGCCCGUGAUCCAGGCAUCAUUCCUCGCAAUUUACAUCCACCAGAGGAAGAGUUUUGCAAUGAGUCUUCAGUGGCUGGCGGCAGGCCAACACCAAGUCUGCAAUUCCCUCGCACCAAAGAAGUCCUUGUUAACGGUGUUCCUGUCAAGGUGAAAUACUGUGAAACAUGCAUGCUAUAUCGUCCACCCCGUUGUUCUCAUUGCUCAAUAUGCAACAAUUGUGUGGAGAAAUUUGAUCACCAUUGCCCUUGGGUUGGGCAAUGCAUUGGAAUGCGCAACUACCGUUUCUUCUUUAUGUUCAUAUCUUCUGCAACCCUUCUUUGCAUCUUCGUAUUUACACUGUCAGCUUUGUACAUCAAAUUUCUUGUGGAUGAGCAUCACAAUGUAUGGAAGGCCAUAAAAGAAUCACCAGCCUCAGUUGUGCUAAUGUCCUACUGCUUUGUUGCAUUGUGGUUUGUUGGGGGUCUCACCGGCUUCCAUUUGUACCUGAUAAGCACGAACCAGACCACAUAUGAAAACUUCAGAUACAGAGCAGACAACAGGCGAAAUGCUUUUGACCGUGGUUGCAUAUCCAAUUUCUUCGAAGUGUUCUGCUCAAAAAUUCAGCCUUCAAAGAACAAGUUCCGUGCAUAUAUACAAGAAGAGGCACCAAGGAUACCCAUGAGAUCAAUGCCUGAGGUGGCUGAAGAAUUUGGUGAAGACAGGCGAACAAAAGUGGAAGAUGAUCUGGAAAUUGGCGACGAUAUUCUGAAACUUUCUCAACGACGUGAUUAUUAUGGGAUUGAGGAUCUCAAAAGGAGAGGUAGCGAUGGGUUUUCUCAUGAAUCUGCUGAAUCUGAUUAUAAUAAUUUGGGCUCAGAACUGCAAGCUUCUUUGAGUCAAUUAGGGACGGAGCAAUCUCGAAGAGCUGGAAGUUUUGACACAUCACCGCAUAUCCUUGCUUUCAAUGCCAUUGUCUCUGAUAGUAAAAAACCUUGAUGGCCCCUCUUAACUUCUUGAGCAUUGUUAUUGAUACUCCCAUGUAUUCUCUUACUCAUGUUCAGUUGAAAAACCAUCAAUUGUUAGCCACUGUUUUUUUCAUCUUUUGGUUUUCGCUCAGAUUGGGCUGGUAGGGUUGUAGGCGGGCUUGGGUUGGUGGGUGAUGGUGGGCAAAACUCGGUAUAUAUUUUCAUGGAUGAAAAACUUUCUAUGUUGUAUCUAGUUGAAUUUGAAAGUAUAGAUUUACAAACAAUUGCUAAUGUUCUAGAGAUUCAAUUCUUAAUGUUUGUAAAACUUUCAAAGAUAAUCCUCUACGCAUUAUUUUUCCGAAAA
Molecule: messenger RNA, 1813 nt
Organism: Chenopodium quinoa (quinoa)
Lineage: Eukaryota; Viridiplantae; Streptophyta; Magnoliopsida; Caryophyllales; Amaranthaceae
Product: protein S-acyltransferase 8-like
Exons: 5
Coding region: 254-1480 (408 amino acids)
Biological process (GO): protein targeting to membrane; peptidyl-L-cysteine S-palmitoylation
Cellular component (GO): endoplasmic reticulum; Golgi apparatus
Molecular function (GO): protein-cysteine S-palmitoyltransferase activity
Source: RefSeq, a predicted model, not a curated record